Molecule: messenger RNA, 705 nt
Organism: Fusarium proliferatum ET1
Lineage: Eukaryota; Fungi; Ascomycota; Sordariomycetes; Hypocreales; Nectriaceae
Exons: 2
Coding region: 1-705 (234 amino acids)
Source: RefSeq, a predicted model, not a curated record
AUGUCUGCCAAUCAGUAUGAGAUUACGAUCCUCAACCAAUCAGCCCUUGAUCAGCAGUACUUGUUGUUCCAAACUUCCCCUACUCCCAACGAGCAGCCUAGUUCCACUGUGUUCCUGAAUGUUUACCAAGCGUCUCCAAUCGUACCUAAGCCUACCGCUCAAGGCGAGGUCUCCAGGGCCUCUUUCACCAUUACUGAGCAGUGGUAUGCGAUCAAUGGCACAGCUCCAAGCCCUCUCAAUGCCAAUGUCACUGUGAAUACUUCCGAAAGCGAGCCAGUCACCCUGGGAGCUGGCGCCACUAAGGGAACUACUUUAUCCCUAACCACUAUAAACUCUGACGGCGAAGAUCCCAAAUUUGACGAUUCCAAGACCAUGGCUGCUGCUCCCAACGGGGCGUUCCAGAUCGUAGCUGACACUACCUUUCGGUUCCCUAAUGGAAACAACAUCUUCAUCGGUCUGGGAGCACCUGAUCCACUUGAUGCUAGUAAUAUCCUCCCUACGGCGUCAAUUGCCGCUCUGCCUGGCGUUACCGAAACGAUUUGGCCGCACAAUAAAUGGUACAUUUCUACCGGCUCCUUUGAGCAAGGUGAAAUCAUCGACACUCAAAGUUUGACCACCACGCCCCUUGAGGUCGACUUCGAAGCGGGCCUUCCAAAGCAAACCUUCACCAAUAAUUCCGAUGGCACUUUCACACCUGUUGCGUGA